AAGAAGCGCCGCGUUGUUGGCAUUGCGUUGGCACUCUUUGUGGGGUGCCUCCUCGGCAACUGCCUCACGCCCUAUGUGCUCUGGCAGCAGGCGUGCAACCACGCCGGGAAGGACUGCAACCCGCUCAACUUUCUCUUUAGCCAGUGCAUGGGCAUCUACAUCACGUCGACGAUCGCCUUUCUGCUCUACUCGACCGUGCACCGCAUCCGAAAGCGCCGCAUGCCCCGCAGCGCGCUCCGCCCAGCGUACGUCUCGGGCUUGCUCUGGGCGACAGGUCUCGCGGGCCAGCUCCUCUCGGCCGGCAACCUCGGCUUUGACCUCGUCUACCCCCUCACCGCGAUCGGCCCCGCAAUGGUGUCGAUGCUCUGGUCGGCGGUCUACUUCAAGGAGAUUGAAGGCCGCCGCAACAUGUGCAUUCUUGCCGCCGGCACGUGCAUGAUCUUUAUUGGCACGGCCCUCCGCGUCUAUGCGAGUUAA
Molecule: messenger RNA, 477 nt
Organism: Saprolegnia parasitica CBS 223.65
Lineage: Eukaryota; Oomycota; Saprolegniomycetes; Saprolegniales; Saprolegniaceae
Exons: 1
Biological process (GO): carbohydrate transmembrane transport
Cellular component (GO): membrane
Molecular function (GO): carbohydrate transmembrane transporter activity
Source: RefSeq, a predicted model, not a curated record